UACAAAUUGAAUUACUAGGGUGGUAAGAUAAAAAAUGAAAUGUUUAGAUGUCCCUGUACAUUUACAUAUUCAGUUUUAUGUUACAAAUAUUUAGAAGAAAAAAAAACAGUUUCCUUAUGAAAUACUGGUUUUCUCACUCACGUAAUUGGUUCAUCCCUAAUUUAGCUCCAUCCCUGGUUAUACCCAUCAGACAGCUGUUUUACGCAUAUGUGAAUGGAAAAUAAACUAGGAAUUUACAUAAAAAUGAAUUUAAAGUUAAAUAUUAAAUAAGAUAAUUAAAAAAAAUUAAUGCGCCGUUACUUUACAUCGGUCAACGUCCAAACAAUGUCGAAGAACAAGGUGAAAUCAAAAUCCACUGCUCAAAAUGCUAAAAGUGACGCUGCAUCCGCACCGGCUAAGGAAACCAACCCGAUUACUGUGGACAAAGGCGGCAAUAUAUGCAUACAAAUUUUGGCCAAGCCAGGUGCCAAGCAAAAUGGAAUUACGGGAAUCGGUCUCGAAGGAGUGGGCGUCCAAAUAGCCGCUCCGCCUAGUGAGGGAGAGGCAAAUGCAGAACUAGUCAAGUACCUCUCGAAAGUUCUUGGCCUUCGAAAGAGCGAUGUAUCACUGGACAAGGGAUCUCGGUCCCGCAACAAGAUUAUAUUGAUCAGCAAAGGAGUAUCUACAGUGGAGACCAUAGAGCAACUGCUUCGAAAAGAAUCUGACCCUUAGAUAUUUGCCGAAAUAAAUACUCAUUAAACAAAUUGAUUUUUAAAACACA
Drosophila eugracilis is the source of this 760-nucleotide messenger RNA. Its product is annotated as UPF0235 protein C15orf40 homolog. The record is from RefSeq and is a predicted model, not a curated record. Gene Ontology annotation, cellular component: cytoplasm. NCBI's taxonomy places the organism in Eukaryota, Metazoa, Arthropoda, Insecta, Diptera, Drosophilidae. The transcript has a single exon. Bases 289 to 711 code for a protein of 140 amino acids.